CAUUUCUAUACGGAGUAACAAGUGUGAAAUUUAAGAAAGCUAAUAUACAGAACUUGUAGUGCAGUGCAGCAGUAGAAAAAAGUGAAUACAACUUAACCAAGGUCCGAAUCUGUGAUAAACAAAUAUUUGCUUUAAUAAAUAAUUGAAGCUAGCCUUUUAUUGCGUGCCUGAGACAAUAGUCAAUAUCAUACAGAAUUCAUAUGAUGGAUUAAACUGCAAAAUCGUGCAUGGAGGACAACUGACAAAGUCGUUCGAAGUAAAGACCGGUGUCAGGAAGGUUGUUUACUCUCACCCUUUCACUUUCUCCUGCUGAUCGACUGGAUCAUGAAGACGUCAACGUCUGAAGGGAAACACGGGAUACAAUGGACAUCUAAGAUGCAGUUGGAUGAUCUAGACUUCGCAGAUGAUCUGGCCCUUUUAUCCCAAACGCAACAACAAAUGCAGGAGAAGACGAUCAGUGUAGCAGCAGCCUCAGCAGCAGUAGGUCUCAAUAUACACGAAGGGAAAAGCAAGAUUCUCCGAUACAACACAGAAUGCACCAAACCAAUCACAAUUGACGGAGAAGAUUUGGAAGAUGUAAAAACCUUUACGUAUUUGGGCAGCAUCAUUGAUGAACAGGGUGGAUCUGAUGCAGAUGUGAAGGCGCGGAUCGGCAAAGCAAGAGCAGCAUAUUUACAACUGAGGAACAUCUCGAACUCAAAGCAACUGUCAACCAACACCAAGAUCAGGAUUUUCAAUACAAAUGUCAACACAGUUCUACUGUAUGGGGCGGAAACCUGGAGAACUACGAAAGCCAUCAUCCAGAUGUUACAAGUGUUUAUUAACAGUUGUCUACACAAAAUACUUCGGAUCCGUUGACCAGACACUAUUAGCUACAACCUACUGUGGGAGAGAACAAACCAGAUCCCAGUGGAGGGAGAAAUCAGGAAGAAGAGCUGGAAGUGGA
Schistosoma curassoni is the source of this 946-nucleotide messenger RNA. The record is from the annotation of a GenBank genome assembly. Lineage: Eukaryota; Metazoa; Platyhelminthes; Trematoda; Strigeidida; Schistosomatidae.